Molecule: messenger RNA, 2130 nt
Organism: Pseudocercospora fijiensis CIRAD86
Lineage: Eukaryota; Fungi; Ascomycota; Dothideomycetes; Mycosphaerellales; Mycosphaerellaceae
Exons: 1
Coding region: 1-2130 (709 amino acids)
Biological process (GO): attachment of mitotic spindle microtubules to kinetochore; mitotic spindle assembly checkpoint signaling
Cellular component (GO): mitotic spindle; nuclear envelope; kinetochore
Source: RefSeq, a predicted model, not a curated record
AUGGCGCGCAAUCAGCCUACAUUCGACUUUCUGGCCGGCGCAGAACCCUCGCCGCCACGAAGGCAGCCAUUGCGCGAGACGAUGAAGCAGUCGACCGUAUCGCGAGCAGAUAUCAACAAUGAAGAUCUCCGAGCACAACUGCGCACCGUGCAAUACGAACUGGACUCUUUGAAGCAGGAACGCGAACUGAAUGAGCUGCGACACCAGCAAGAACUACGCGAAGUUCAAAACCGAGCAGAGUCCGACUACAAGCGGGCGCAAGCUGCUGAAAGCGCAAGCACUACCGCAAUCAAGAAAGCAGAAGCUUUAUCCCGUGAUUGGCAGGAGACUCAAGAUCGCGCGGCGAACGAGAAAUUGCAGCUGGAGAAAAGAGUCAGAUCGUUACAAGACGACAAUCGAUCAUUGCGGGACGACCUCGAAGAGGCAAAGGCAGAUUUAGAAUCGGUUGGACGACAGAAUCAACAUGCGUUUAGUGAGCUGGAACAAAAGUACGUGGCGUUACAGACUUCUUUUGAAGACUGUCAGCAGGAUCUCAACGGUAGAGUCGCGAGCCUACAGACCACUCAGCAGAAGCUGGCGCGGAAAGAAGCAGAAGUUGGGGAGCUCGAGAAUGAGGUUCUACGGCUGAAAGCUCAGACUGGAGACUCGGACACUCUUGCUGUGAUCAAGAAGGAGCUCACGGAGCAGGUGACGUAUAUCAGAAAGCUGGAGGCGACCAAUCGUGAGCAGCUCGCAGAGCUGAAGCAGACACGUAGCGCACAAAAGAGCGUUGAGAUCGUGGAAGAGGAGAAGCGCGCUUUAGAGGCGAAGCUUCACAUGUUAGAGGAUCUGCGUAAGGAGCUUGCAGAAUCUCAAUUGCAGAAGCAGAUACUGGAAGACGAGAAGAGAAGCUGGACAGCUUACUUGGAGGCGAAUGCUGCGAACGAGGAGGACAUGCGCUACGAUACUCCCGAGCAGAUGGCAAAAGCACUCCUGCAAGAAAGAAUCGAGCGAAUGAACUUGAUGGACAAACUUGGCGCAAUUCAGCCAGAGCUGAAGGUCCUGGAGCAGAAUUUGCAGAGUGUCGAAGCAGAUAAGGCGCGUCUGCAAGCAGAAUUGGAAGAAGCGCGAAGUAAUGCGGCUAAGAAUGUGGCGGCUGCGCCUGCUGGAGAUGCAAAGGCACGAGCGCGUCUAGAGCGCCAGAAGAAUCUCCUUACGAAAGAAGUGGAAUAUCUUCGAGCGCAGAUGAAGACGUUUGAGGCCGAAGAAGCAGAGUUCACGCCCGAGCAAGUCGAUGAAGCGCACUCGAAUCGCAUACAAGAGCUUGAAAAGUUGGCAGAUCAAUACCGUGCUGAGGUACAGACAUUGCAAGCCGAUAUCAGCAAGCUAGAGACACGGCCACCAGCCACGCUACAGACACCACGAAAGCGAGCCAGGGAAGAGAACGAUGCUGAAAAUGAACGCCUCGGCGAGCUCAAGCGUAAGACACGAACUCUCCAAGACGACCUCGAAAAACUACAAAAACAAAACCAACUCCUCGAAGCCGAACUCAAAGCCAGCGUCGCCCAAAUCAAAUCCUUGAAAGACACCUCACGUACCCGCGUCCUCGAAUUCCGCGACAACCCAACAUCAAAAAUCGAAGCAAUCAAACUAACCACCCUCCAAACGCUCCGCGAAGAAAACGCAGCCUUACUCUCCCAACUCACGUCCAAACCGCACAAUGCGAAAACAGUGCCCCUCUCCACCCUCGAAUCCGCAAACCUCCAAAUCUCAGACUUGAAAGACCAACUCAAACUCUCGGAAAAGAAAAAGUUACGUCUGACGCAACUCUACCGGUCCAAAGGAGCGGAAUUCACGGAAACUAUCGCUUCAUUGCUCGGUUGGAAGGUGGAUUUCAUGCCGAAUGGGAAGGUCAAGGUGACGAGCAUUUUGUACCCGGAAAGUUUUGUGGAUGGGGAGAAGGUGGAGAAUUCUAUCAUCUUUGAUGGCGAGCAGGGGACUAUGAAGGUCAGUGGUGGGGAGAGGAGUCAGUUUGCUGGAGAGAUUUCUUCGCUGGUGGAGUUUUGGGUGGAGGGACGGAAGGAGAUUGUCUGUUUUCUUGCGGCUUGUACGCUGGAGUUUUAUGAGAAGACGACGAGGGCGCAGGGGUGA